Chelmon rostratus (copperband butterflyfish) is the source of this 1835-nucleotide messenger RNA. RefSeq lists its product as uncharacterized. The record is from RefSeq and is a predicted model, not a curated record. Gene Ontology annotation, molecular function: nuclear retinoic acid receptor binding; nuclear vitamin D receptor binding; nuclear thyroid hormone receptor binding. Gene Ontology annotation, cellular component: mediator complex. The transcript is spliced from 16 exons. Bases 1 to 1743 code for a protein of 580 amino acids. Lineage: Eukaryota; Metazoa; Chordata; Actinopteri; Chaetodontiformes; Chaetodontidae. Gene Ontology annotation, biological process: regulation of transcription by RNA polymerase II; cellular response to thyroid hormone stimulus.
AUGAAGUCCAUAAUCUCUGACCUGCAUUUGAAAUUUGCAGAGAAGACAUGGAAUGAAACAUUUCAGCUUGUUCGAAGAUGCAUGGACAAAUCCAGAGAUGACUCCAAACCCUGUGAGCCGCUGGUCAGAUCCCUGGAAAGGCUCCAGGAAGUGUUCAAUGUGACCUCUAUGAAGACCAUGAAGUCUCGUUUGGAACUGAUUGCUAAACAACAAGGACUGGGCUUUCACAUCACCGAGGCCACAUGCUACCUGACGGCAGAUUUGUUCUACCUGGAGGUGGUGUUGCUGCCAUGUGGCAGGGUGGAGGACGUAAAGGUGGCCCCACAUGGAGGAUCCCCCGUUCCCAGCGAGUCCCUUCUCCAGCUGCUGAGGUCAAAACAUUUUGCUGAGUUCUCCAUGAAGUUGGCAGGCCUCUCCGCCCACUACAACAUCCCUGGAGACAAUGAAGUGAAAUUAAAGUUAUUUACGUCUCUGCAAUGCCUCUGGAAGGACUUGCAGCAAAUAUCAUGUUUACAGAGGGAGCCAAAGGACUCUGACCCUCAAGUGGACUUGAUUAACAAUGGCAGGAUUGGGUGUCUGAUUGCUGGAAAAGAAGAUUGUCCUCUGACUAUCCAGUUCUAUAUCAGCCCGACUAAUGGAGUGAACACCUCAGAUUUACGGACAGCCGCAGUCGUCCAGGCAGCCCAGGAUGCCAUCUAUUUUACGGUGUAUCAGUAUAGUGACGCUACGUCCUGUGGCAGCUACCCUGUGUUCCUGCCGCUGAGCGAGGCGCCGCAUGAGACGCUGCCGGCCUGCUUUCUCCUCAGACUGCAGCCAGCGAUCCCAGUGACGGCGUCUGUUGUGGACAAGCUGAGGCAGAUUACAGAUGUGAUCAUACCAGAUGUUGACCUGCAGUGGGCACCCUUACCCAAGCUUCUGAUGAGCUGCUCACAAAGUACAAGCUGCGGCGAGGAGUCGAUGGAUGAGCAGGAUGCUGUUUUCACACUGCCUCUUCCUGGUGGUGCGAUGCACAGUUAUAUUCUCCCUGGAGCUGCGUGGGAGGUGCCUGCCCAGAGAAGCACUGUAGUGGACAGGAUUCCCUUCACCCACCCUGCCCAUGUCCCGGCCCUGCUGGAGCUGCUGCGUCAUCAGUGCGCCAUUAACGCCCUGCUGGGGAGCUGUUUGGCUUCGCAGCGUGCCAGCACGAGUUCGAUUUGCGAGCUCCACUUCGAAGUCCUGCCGGAGUCUGAGACCAGCUUUUCUGUGACCUUCCACCGACCUGACAGUGACUCCCUCGCCGUUUUGCUGGUGAACGUGUAUGAUUCUCGUCAGAUUAGCUGCACUUUGUUCGGAGCAGGCGUAGAGGAUCCUUCUUUGGGUGAAUACAUUUCAACUGUCCUGAUGAGGUGCAUGUCCAUUCCUGUGACCUUGAGGAUGUUACACAGCAAGCUAGAGGAGAUCACCUCUGCCCCACUUUCUCCCCGCCGCCCAGCCACCACAGAGGCUGAAAAUGACCACUCGGCUCCCUCGAGCGCCACCGUGACCGACACCAGCAGCGCCUUGACCACGUACUCCCAGAGUGCAUCUGUGCCAGAGGACGGCUUCAGCGUUCCUCCUUCAGCCUGCUAUGCCAUGUCUGUAGCCAAAUCUGAGCUCCUUCCUGAAAUAAAUGCAAGUCCUGCUGUCAACCUUUACCCAGUCGCUCCUGCGGGUGUGUUUCCACACUGGAUGACCAAGAGCGGCCGUCUGUCAGAGCUGAUCUGAAAGCGCUACAUGUGAUGACCUGAAGUUUAAACCUUUUAAAAUGAGCCAUUUUUAGAAGAUAAUAAAUAUUCUGAUAAAGCAACUGUUUUAUU